Messenger RNA from Ictalurus punctatus (channel catfish), 1045 nucleotides. RefSeq names its product probable G-protein coupled receptor 141 (gene gpr141). Gene Ontology annotation, cellular component: membrane. The transcript is spliced from 2 exons. The coding region runs from base 90 to 983 and encodes 297 amino acids. Gene Ontology annotation, molecular function: G protein-coupled receptor activity; oxysterol binding. The record is from RefSeq and is a predicted model, not a curated record. Lineage: Eukaryota; Metazoa; Chordata; Actinopteri; Siluriformes; Ictaluridae. Gene Ontology annotation, biological process: G protein-coupled receptor signaling pathway.
GAAGUUCGUGAGGGUUGGAACAGGAGAGAGAAGUGCUACGCUGACUGAUUUUUUGCGUUGAAUUGAAAGCAUAAACUAGUACUUCAAGUAUGAAUGGGAGCGAAAGCAACGGGACAAAUGCCACCCUACCGGACGAAUACAGGAUCAGCCUGGUGGUUCUCUACGUGCUCGUCUUUAUCGGCGGGAUCAUCGGGGUGAUAAUGAUGAGCACCACCCUUAUGUCCAACAUGCGGUCUAUCACCAGAGUGUCAGUGAUCAACCUGCUGGUGGUGCACGUGAUCUUCCUCCUCACUGUACCCUUCCGUGUCUACUAUUAUGCCUCCACUAACUGGGAACUAAGCUUCAUCUUUUGCAAGCUGGUCAGCAGCAUGCUUCAUGUGCACAUGUACCUCAGCUUCAUCUUCUACGCCAUCAUACUGUGCACACGAUACCUGGCUUACUUUCAGUGGAGACACCGACUGGAAUUCUACCGAGAUCUGCACGCUGUAAUAGCCAGUGUGACCAUCUGGGUCAUCAUUUUGGCUAUCGUUCUCCCUUCUACCGUUAUCAUUUAUGGAUCAGGAACAGCUAGAAAUAACAAUCAGUGCUUUGCCUUUGGAAUUGCUCUUAAUAAUACAAAUGUGAAAGUGCUGAACUACAUCAUCUGCGUUGUGGUGCUGUUGAUCUGGUUGGUCUUGGCCUCAUGUCAGUGUUACAUAUUGUGGUGCGUGUGCCGAAAGCAUGGGAAACUCUCUUUGGCUCAUCAAGAGUUCUGGGCUCAGAUCAAGAGCCUGUGCUUUGUGCUGAUCAUGCUCAUUUGCUUUGUGCCAUACCAGGCCUUCAGGAUCUACUAUGUAUGCACAUAUUGGCAAGGAUUUGAAAAAGUCAAUGAGGUUUUUCUGGCCGUCACAGCUUUCAGCUGCUUUGACAUGCUACUGUUUUCUGGCAGCAGCGUGUGGCGACCUUCUUACAACAAAAUGUACAAAAUGUGUUGCAGUUCAUGAUUUUUAAAAUCUCUCUCUCUCUCUCUCUCUCUCUCUCUCUCUCUCUCUCUAUAUAUAUAUAU